CUCCUCUCGUCCCUUCCUCCCUCACUCACACAUGCCGCCCCAAGGGCCACGGGGGUCCCAGCACAAUGUCGUGCCCGUCGAUAAAACCUAGUUCUUUCAUUCCCAUCGAUUCCACCUCGCUGCCCGAGUCUCAGAAGUGAUUCCGUCCAGAUCCCGCCCAGAUCCCGUCCCAGGGCCCCUUCCUCGUCCCCUCCCGCCGGUUUCCGGCUGCCCACCUCCGUCUCUUGCCUGUUGUCCGUUGUCCGUUGUCUGUUGUGUGUUGUGUGUUGUGUUUCCGUCCUGGGCAGGCAAGGGCCGCUGGCCGACUAUAGCCUCCCGCAACACAGUCGGACAGCCCGCCAUGCUCAUGCUCGGCAGCCCAGCCCAGCACAACAGCAAAAACUCGACAAGAAGAGACGAGAUGAGGUGACCCGAUACAGAUAUGAGCAGGGAUGAGUCCACUCCGUCGACCAUGUCCGGUCCGGAGCCAAACCUCGACCGAGCCGUCCAUCGCCUGCCGCCUCAGCAUGUUCAGCAGUACACUCAGCAGCAUACGCAGCAGCAUACGCAGCACGCCGCCGCCGCUUCUUCUUCUACUGCUUCUUCCGCUGUUCCUUCUGCUUCUGCUACUACUGCUGCUGCUGUUGCUGACCUGGGACCACCGAGGCCACUUGCUGCCUCCUCUCCCUCACGGCAUGCCCGCCAUGUCACCCUCGACGUUACUCUCGAGGUUGAUAUGUUGCGUCAUAAGCUGCGACUCCUCGAAGCUGCUGUUGAACGCCACGGCAUCGCGUCACGCAUCCCUACUCUCUCCGAGGCCGAAGAGGCCCGGGCCUUGCAGUACCGGUGCGAGUGCCUCGAAGCCGCCUUUUCUCAGCAAGCUUUGGAUGUGGCUGGCAUCUUGGCACACCCACCUCCAGACCAGGUACUGUCAGGCUUCGCCCCAUGGCUCGACAACCACUUCGCACUUACCCGUCACGAGAACGUGAACCCCCUCUUACCUUCUCGAGAUGCCGUCUUGUCUCGGACCCGUUCACGAGCAUCAUUCAAGUGCUUCCAUGACCAAUGUAUCCACUACAUCUACGGAUUUGCAACUCGGAUCGAUCGAGACAACCACGCUCGACUCCACUCCUCUCCGCUGACUCGGAACCCCGACCCUCCACUGGGAACCAGACGACCUAUGUCGUCAACGGAUCAAUCACCAGUGAAACCCCCCGAUUCCUUUUCACGGACCCGGAUGUCCUCUGCUCAACCCCCAGGCCCUCUUGUGACCACCAACUUGCCGCCUCUUCCUCUUCCGACCCCAUCUACCGCGAGCACGGGGACGAGAGACUCGGCAACGAGCUUCAACUUUCCAGAGAAUCGCUCUUCGCUUGUCCGAGGCUUGAUUGACGCUGAUGUCGAUCCUCAACUGCCCCCUCUAAAACGAGCUCGAGUCGGCCACCACCGCCUAAAAUCUAUCGGCGAGCUGCAACUUUUGCGAGAAAAUGAGCCUUGUCUUCGAUGCCGUGCUUUAAACAGACAAUGUGAUUCUAGUCACCCCUGCGGAUCCUGCUCGGAUCUGCCCCCAUCAGAGAACGAAGCUCACUGGAGCUCCCUUGGCUGCUAUCGCGGAUCUGUGGUGUCCCUAGUUGACAAAAUUCUUCCAGGACCCCUAUCGACCUCUCCAACUCGAACUCCAAUCACGCCUCCUCAUCCGCGCCACGGUAGUGUCAAUGACUACAUCUUGAGGAUAUACCCUUCUCUAUCAAAUGGGGCAUUGACUGGACCCUUUAGACUCGAUUUCCAGGAUAGCUUUUGGUGGUCAGAGGGUGACCUCGAUCUGGGUCAACGUUCGAGUACUCAAUUACCCGCCGAAGCAACGACGAUGCCCCCGAUUCUCCGAGUCAUCAGCACAAGUUGGAACUGCCAGGAUACGGCCUACGAUCUUCUCGAGCUGAUAACUGUCAGUGGUCAACUAUCUUCUUCCCGUGAUAUGGAAAUGACGACCUAUCCUACCCUCUUUCGGGCGAAGCAGCUACUCCGGGAGGUGGCCUUCUACGAUGUAUUGCAACCACGCCCAGCCCUCCGCCCGGGACCGAACCACCCCCGAAACGCGUCUGCCGAGGAAGUUACUUUCCCGGAACGCAGCCACCUCUUGAGGUCUUUUACAAUGCGGUUCUUGAGCUCCUUUGACCUCGUCGUUUCGGACGACUCAAAUUUGAAUCUAAGGCGCUGGUUGGGCGUUUUCAUAUCUCUCUGCAUAUUCAGCGCCGUGCAGACAAUACUUAUCGAUACUGCUCUCCCAUCCAUUCAGGGGUACUAUCCGCCAAAAUAUCUAGGGACGGCACCGAUGGAAGCAGCUAUUCAUAGCGUAUACAAAGUCCUCGUUGGUUUGUUCGCCGCCUCGAGUGACGCGUUUUUCAACAGCUUGACACCAGACGAAGGGCAACUACUACAACAAACCAAUCGUGUCAUUCGACGAGAAACAUGGCCGUCGCGGGAUAUGUCGACGAGCUUCGAUUUCCUGAUGAACCUCGGCAAGGGCGAAAACGAGGGAUAUGGGUUUAACGGAUUUAUUCGAUCAGGGAAAUUGGACGAAAAGAAUCAAGCCACCGCUCUUCUCCCCUCGCUCCUCACGCAAGAUUCGACAUCCAGGCAGCCUUUCCCCCCAUUCGAAUCCGCACCCGGUCCCUGGAAAACAGAGUCGGCAAGCUUCGCCAACAGGCCGGAGCGCCAUACUUCAGAGCAGUUCAACCCAUCCCAUGACGCCCCAGGACGGACUCGAAGACACACGGUGGGAGAAGACAUUUCGUCGAUAUCGGAACCACGACGACCUCUGAGAGAACCGAUCCCUCCCCCCAAAUUUCGGCCCUCGUACCAGAAGCCUUCGUUACGUAGAGUGUACUGCGACAAAUGCAACGAGCAUCCGGACGGAUUUCGGGGGGAGCAUGAACUUCGGCGCCAUAUCGAUGCCAAACACUCCCCAAUGGUCAAACGAUGGAUCUGCAAGGAGCCCAAGCACUCCAACUCAUCCUCGCCUCAGCCCGUUAUCCCCCUAUCUCGCUGCAAGGCAUGCCUGGCACAGAAGCGCUACGGGGCAUACUACAAUGCUGCCGCCCACCUUCGUCGCGCACACUUCCGGCCUCAUCGGGCCGGUAAGGCCAGUGGCGACUGGCCCUCCAUGACAGUUCUGAAGAAUUGGAUGCGAGAGGUGCAACAAACUGCCGAUACGAACGACGACGCAUCCUCCAGUGGCGACGAGGAUACGGAUCUCGGGAGUGUAGCAGGCUACACUGAUGCUAACCAACAGCACUCACCGAUGGCCGAACCUCCUCGACUCGCAACGGCAACCGUUCCAACACAGCUCUCGUCGUCCUCGGUCGAACCACCGGUCCCAAUCGACCGCAUCAGCCCGUCGCGACGCCCAAUCGAGAACCGCACGCGAUGCCCUCACCCUGACUGCGGCCGCGUUUUCCGUGACCUCGCCGCCCACAUGCUUACGCACCAGGAGGAACGCCCCGAGAAGUGCCCCAUCGUAACGUGUGAGUAUCACAUAAAGGGUUUUGCCAGGAAGUACGACAAAAACCGCCACGCUCUCACCCACUACCGCGGUUCCAUGACGUGUCCCUUUUGUCCCGGCGCUGGAACCCCUUUCGAGAAGGCCUUUAACCGAGCCGACGUUUUCAAGAGACAUUUAACGGCCGCACAUCACGUUGAUCAGGCCGGCCCCGGCGGUCGUCGAUUCUUCGGCGGCGAGGACUCAAUUGGGACGAGGGCCCGCUGUUCUAUAUGUCAUGGCGAGUUCCCAACCGCUCAGGACUUCUAUGAACACCUCGACGACUGCGUCUUGAGCGUUAUAGUCCCGGCAGUCAGCAAUCCGGUACAUCAGAACGCCUUAGCUCCUCCGUUGCUACAUCAGCAUCAACCCCAACAUUCGCAACAUUCACAACAUCUACAACGCCCGCCACAACACCCCCAGCAACAUCCACAACAACAUUCACAGCAUCCGCAACAUCCGCAACACCACCAAGCCGCAGUGCCAGGGCCGUCUCGGGCCCAGGCUGCGGAUAACCAAAGUAGGAGAGACACAGACGUAGCAGAAACUGGGCCGCAAGGACCGCACAUGAGGACGGAGUCACACUGAGUGUUUUUAUUACAGGAAUGGGCGGCAAUCUGCAUUUUAUUUUUGUUGAAUAUCGGUGCUUUUUUCUUGUGUUGCCUUGCUUGUAUUGAUACCACCAGAGCAGGCGUCUCUCGGUCUUUUCAAUCGUCCUAGGUUGCAAGGCAUGCUGGAAAACCCAAACGCCCUUUCUCGAGGAAAGGGAUCAAACGAAAACGAGAACACGGGGCAUGACUUGGCUUGGAUGAAUGAGAAAACUACUUUUCAAU
Messenger RNA from Ilyonectria robusta, 4350 nucleotides. RefSeq lists its product as uncharacterized. The coding region runs from base 422 to 4105 and encodes 1227 amino acids. The transcript has 5 exons. The record is from RefSeq and is a predicted model, not a curated record. Lineage: Eukaryota; Fungi; Ascomycota; Sordariomycetes; Hypocreales; Nectriaceae.